AUGAGCGAAAGAGACAGAUUGGUCGAUCGUUCGCUUUUUCCGCAGCUUGGAGAGAAAAUCUAUUUUGACAACGCUGGAGCAGCGCUUUAUAAUUCGAAGCAUGUCGAUCGUGUUUCUGAGGCAUUGAAAAAUACUCUUUUAGUAAAUCCGCAUUCUUCAAGCGAUUCGGAGCCCUUCUGCUUUUUGAAAACAAAAGAGAACGCAACAGAAGCAAUCCAACUGACAGGCAGAAUCUUCAAUUUCCAACCUAAUGACAUCUUUUUCUACACCCUCGACAAUCACACUUCUAUCGCUGGCCUUCGAAAAAUGGCGAAGGGAAAUGUUUUCUGCUUCGAAAAUCGCCACAAGACUCAUGUCAUCCAAAGCUCUUCUGAAGAAGAUGGCCGAUUGCUGGUCGCGUACCCAGCUCAAAGUAAUUUCGAUGGCUUUCGAGCUGACUCGCCAGUUGAAACGAUUUCAAUGCACUAUCCCAACGCCACUUCAACCCUUGUUCUUCUCGACAUUGCUUCCUUGGUAUCUUCAUCUCCCGUUCCUUUUGCAACGCACAAGUUUGACUUUGCCCCGUUUUCUUUCUACAAACUCUUUGGGUUACCAACCUCUCUCGGCGGCUUGAUAAUCCGGAAGGAGCAUUUAAAACCGCCAAAUGAUUUCUUCGGCGGCGGAUCUGUCAAAGCGUGGCUCCCGACCGAAGCAAUAACGAUGGAAAAAGAUGGAGUCGAGUCUUGGUCGCUUGAAGUCCACCUAGCGCGGAGAUGCUCCAAGCGUUGA
This is a messenger RNA of Oikopleura dioica, 768 nucleotides long. NCBI's taxonomy places the organism in Eukaryota, Metazoa, Chordata, Appendicularia, Copelata, Oikopleuridae. The record is from the annotation of a GenBank genome assembly.